This is a messenger RNA of Plasmopara halstedii, 2514 nucleotides long. RefSeq names its product sulfatase-like protein. Bases 1 to 2514 code for a protein of 837 amino acids. The transcript has a single exon. The record is from RefSeq and is a predicted model, not a curated record. Lineage: Eukaryota; Oomycota; Peronosporomycetes; Peronosporales; Peronosporaceae.
AUGGAUAAAUCCAAGCUCCAGAAUUUCAAUCAAAUUCCAUUCGAAUUCCCUCAACGUCGCUUUCCCGAUUUACGUUCACUCAAUGGAUCUCAUCUUUCCGUUCACGUGACUCCCUCCUCACGACUCUCUCGUUAUCUCGACUUUUUGAAUCAAUACAAACGCAGAUUUCAUCACUAUGUCCGUGGAAUUACACUUGAAUCAUAUCCUUGGAUAGGGUGGUUCUACACAUAUGCCUUUGUACAACUGUUCUUUUUCGUCAGUCGUUACCUCGCACUUAAGGCUCUCGUUAACAUGUACGGAACAUCUGACGACUAUCGUUUUCCGAUCAAAUUCUUAGCUUUGAGUCUUGGGUUUCUCGAAGAUUUUGUCUGUACAACAUACUUUGUUUGUGCUCUGUGGAUAUUUGAUACAUUAAAACACGAGACAUUAAAGAAGCAAAACAUGGAAUCAAAGGGUUUGCCAUUGAUAUUUCAAGUCGCAACGUUUGUCAUCUCGUGGUUCCUUUUCUUUCUUCUCACGGCACCUUUUAUUACUGAUGUCGUGCUCGUGUUGUACCGUGAUAUGCGCUUCUCACUUGGUCUAUUUGUCACAAUAUGGCACGAAAGGCACUUUUUAAAGAAUGUCCCUAUUUCAAAUGAAGAACUUUUGGUCGCGUAUCAAACGUCAUCAAUUGUUUUUCUUAUAACAACACUCUUUGCAUUUGGACGUGUAAGACUAACGUGGUUGGAUCUUACGCUUUGGAAUCCAUUGAAUCUUGUCACGAAAUUUACUAAGAUACAAUCGGGUUUACAAUACCAUGCAGUACCUCUUGAAGAAGGCACAGAAGACGAGAAAAAAGUUAAUCAAUUGACAAAACGAUCAUUUAAAGGUUUUGCAGCUCGUCAUCGAAUUGUUGCGAUGCUAUUGGGACUUGUAAUUAUACCAGCCUUUGUGAUGGUCUUACGAUGUAUUUGUACUCCUCUGGUAGCAUACGCAGCCUUAAAUGUGACACUCAAUGAAUUCCUUUUACAUCAAUUUGAACCAACUCAAGCUAAUAUCAAAUUCCAGACCUUACAAAAUGGUGAUCCAUGGGUUGAAAACUUCAUUGACGUUGCGGAAGAACAUCAAAGAUUUGGUAACAAUACUUUAUUUCGACGUACUACUGGAUUUCAUGGAGAUCUUGCGUUUAAUGUUAGUAUUGAUAGCAAAGAUCCACCAAAUGUUGUAAUCAUUGCUAUUGAAUCCUUUCGAUUUCGAGAUUCAAGGUACCUUGUGGGACAAGAUGAUCCGUCGAAUUUGUUCAAAGGUACUAAUUUGACUAUAACACCCAAUUUUGAUAAAUGGGCCAAACGUGGUGUUGCAAUGCGUAAUAUUUGGUCCAGUAUCCCCACAAGUAGGUCACUUGAGAGUUUACUCUUUGCUCAAGUACCGUACCCAAGUAUGUCUGAAUCCGGGAUAACUGGAGGUAAAGUAGAUGUGAAAUUAUCCGGAUUACCGCAAUUGUUUUCACAAAAAGGGUACGAAACGUAUUUCACGACUGGGUCUUCCAUCACACUUGACGCCUGGGAUAUUUUUCUUCCUACGCAUGGAUUUGAACAAGUAUGGGAUCGCGAAGCUAUGAUGGAUUUGGCAGAAUCAAAUCUUAAUAUAAGUCGCGAAGACUGGGAAGGUGCUGCACGUCGAGGGUUUAGCUGGGGGGUACACGACGAUAUUACGUUUCAGUUACUUGGGGACCUUUUAGUAAAAAAAAGGAACAAACAACAGGCGAGAAUGGCACAAGGUAGGCCGAAAGUCCCAACUUUUGUAACCCAUUACACCAUCUCGAGCCAUGAACCAUUUGAUCAUUGGCCAAAAUGGUACGACGAGAUGCCAAAACCAACGUUUUAUACCAUGUUUCAAGAUGAAAAGAAAGCGAAACAGAUUGAAAGGUACAUGAAAGUGCGAUAUUUUACUGACAUGGAGCUUGGGAAGUUUAUGGAUCGAAUGGACCGAGAAGGAAUUUUAAAUGAUACAAUUAUUGUGAUUUUGGGAGAUCAUGGUCAAGCACCUGAAAUUGCUAAUGCGAAUCAACACGAGGAAUCAGUGACGCGUGUACCAGCUGCGAUCAUUGCAGAAGGACGUUUAGGAGAUGCUGUGGGGCUUGUUAUUGACGAUGCAGCAGAACAAUAUGAUUUUUUAAAUACUUUGGCGGAUAUUACGGGAUUACCUGAAGGAGGAUUCGAACAAAAUGGUGUAGGUCGUUCAUUAAAGCGCAAACUUCCAUUUGGUCAGCGUAUCGUUUUUACGAAUGAUCCAAUUCGAAAAAUGGCUAUUGUACGUGGAAAGCAACGUCUUCGGUACGAUGCUGUAACUGAUGCUAUGAUGUUACAUGAUACGGACCGCGAUUUUUUUAUGAAAACGGAUCUUUUACCUCGUCUUUCACCAGAGGAACGUGCUGAAUGGAAUGAUUUGCGAGAAGAUGGUCGUCGUAUUUCGGAGUAUUACAAGAAACGAUGGGACGGAAAAUGUCUACUUACAGUCAAGUGUGACGUGUAG